AAUCGUCUGCUCAGUUGUAAUUAUUUAAGCUCUUUUCUUUGCUUUGUUGACAACAUUGAAAUUUAUUUAAAAAAAUUUCAUGGUUGGUCAUGGUUCCUUGUUUGUGUUUGUGCGCGUUUUGAACGGUUAAAGUCAACUACAUCUUACCUCUUGCUUUUGUGAAUUUAUGUGACAGUGUUACUGUUAUAAUUUACAAAUUUCAUGUUUUCCACUGUUUUUGUAUAUCCUGUAUUACAUAUAGGCAUGAAACAAAACAGAAGUUUUCAUGGAGUGUCAUUCGUUUCGACUGUCAAAUGGCCUUUUCUCAUUCUCACCAAAUGGACUCUUUGCUGCUUUUUGUAAUCAACAAAGACUUACUGUAUGCCUGAUUUCAGAUUUUCAACCAAUUCGGGUGAUACAGUGCUCUGAAAUUGUAGAGCAAAUAGAAUGGAGCACUGAUUCAGAGCUUUUAUUAAGUGCCUACAUUAAAAAGGGUAAACUUGAAGUGUGGUCAGUAGCUCAACCAGAAUGGAAAUGCAAAAUAUCGACUGGCAGCCUUGGACUUAUUACAGCACAGUUUGCUCCUUCUUCCCGUCAUGUCCUUGCAACUGCAAGACUACAUUUGAGAAUAACCAUAUGGUCCCUUAGUGAUCAGAAUGUUUGCCAUAUAAAUCUACCAAAAGCGGCCAAUCCAGGUAUAGAUUUUUGUGUUGGAGGGACUCACAUGGCUGUUGUCGAAAGAAGAAUGGCUCUGGAUUGUGUCGCCAUUUACUCAUGUGAUACAUGGACCCAAGUCACUCUAAUAGAUUGCGCAGCCGUCGAUAUUGGUGGUGUGAAAUGGUCUCCAGACGGUUCAAAAAUAGCAAUCUGGGACGGAAUAAGUCAUUCGGGAAAGCUUGGGAUUUAUUUAAUCAGUGGCUCACAGUUAGCCGAAAUAACAAACCUUUUUGGGAUUCAUAGUAUUGAGUGGUCACCCAGUGCGCAAAUUCUUGCUGUUGCAACUGUUGGUUCUAAAGUAAAGCUCAUAAAUCAUUUAUCUUGGAAUCCUAUUGCAACGUUAAAUCAUCCAGCCAAGAUUCGCGAAAGCACCUGCGUUAUUUACUGCGAGUCUGAAGACCAACUGAAGUAUCAAAUCGUUGAAGAUCGACCUUUUACAUUACCAGGCGAAUCUUCCGUUGGGCAGCUUAUUUUGGCCUUUAGUUCUGACGCACGAUACUUGGCCGUCUUCGAUCAACAACGACCCCGUGUAUUAUGGAUUUGGGAAUUACCUUAUUUCUCGCUUAAAAGUGUACUGGUGCAUUGCUCCGCGAUCAGAAGUUUCAAAUGGUCCCAUACUGAUCCUCGUUUGGCUACCGUCUGUGGAAACGGUAAUUUCUAUGCCUGGACACCCGUGGGUAGUGCUAUUACGGAUCUUCGACCUACCAAUAUAAUUGCUUCAGCUCUAAAAGCAGAUCGUGCAGAUUGGACCGCUAGUGGAGAACAUUUGAUGAUUGCUGGUAAAGAUGUAGGCUGUGUGUGCCAAGUAAAAUAGUCAUUAACAAAAGAUUUAACCAGAUAAAGCAUAUCUUGUAUAAUUUCUGAAAUAUAUAUAUAUGGCACCAGUA
Molecule: messenger RNA, 1583 nt
Organism: Daphnia pulex (common water flea)
Lineage: Eukaryota; Metazoa; Arthropoda; Branchiopoda; Diplostraca; Daphniidae
Product: WD repeat-containing protein WRAP73-like
Exons: 8
Coding region: 266-1510 (414 amino acids)
Biological process (GO): mitotic sister chromatid segregation; protein localization to mitotic spindle pole body; microtubule anchoring at mitotic spindle pole body
Cellular component (GO): mitotic spindle; microtubule organizing center; MWP complex
Molecular function (GO): protein binding
Source: RefSeq, a predicted model, not a curated record